Messenger RNA from Coffea eugenioides, 1689 nucleotides. Its product is annotated as hexose carrier protein HEX6-like. Gene Ontology annotation, biological process: monosaccharide transmembrane transport. Gene Ontology annotation, molecular function: monosaccharide transmembrane transporter activity. The record is from RefSeq and is a predicted model, not a curated record. NCBI's taxonomy places the organism in Eukaryota, Viridiplantae, Streptophyta, Magnoliopsida, Gentianales, Rubiaceae. The transcript has 3 exons. Bases 1 to 1566 code for a protein of 521 amino acids. Gene Ontology annotation, cellular component: membrane.
AUGGCCGGAGGGGCGGGGUUCGUCAGCGGUGAAGGUGGCCAUGGUUAUUCCUACUAUAAUGGAAGAAUAACGUGGUUUGUGCUCUGUUCUUGCGUCAUAGCUGCUAUUGGGGGCGCUAUCUUUGGUUACGAUACUGGAAUUUCAGGUGGAGUGACCUCCAUGGAGUCCUUCUUGAAGAAAUUCUUCCCUGACGUGUACGCCAAAAUGGAGGAAACCACUGAGGUCAGCAACUAUUGCAGAUUUGACAGCCAACUUUUGACCGCAUUCACCUCCUCACUCUAUGUUGCUGGCCUAGUUGCUUCCUUCUUUGCUUCAUCAUUCACCAGCAACUUCGGACGCAAGCCAUCAAUCCUUGUUGGUGGUGCCUCAUUUUUUAUUGGCGCAGUCUUAGGAGCUGCAGCCUUUAAUGUCUAUAUUCUAGUACUUGGUCGCGUUUUGCUUGGAGUUGGCGUCGGUUUUGCAAAUCAGUCAAUUCCCUUGUAUCUGUCAGAAAUUGCUCCCCCGAAAUACAGAGGAGCAUUCAGUAACUGCUUCCAGCUGAGUGUCAGUCUUGGGAUCUUAGUCGCGAACCUCAUUAACUUUGGAACUGAAAAAAUUAAAGGUGGAUGGGGAUGGAGGGUCUCAUUAGGCAUGGCAGCUAUCCCAGCCUUGAUCAUGACUCUUGGUGAAGUAUUCUUGCCAGAAACACCUAACAGCAUAAUUCAGUGCAGUGAUGACUAUGAGAAGGCCAAGCAACUCCUGCAGAAAUUACGAGGAGCCGAUGAUGUUGAAGCGGAGCUUGGUGAUCUCAUUAAAGCCAGUGAUUUUUCAAGAUCCAUCAAACAUCCGUUCAAGAAAAUCAUGCAACGAGAAUACAGGCCUCAACUUGUCAUGUCAAUUGCAAUUCCAUUCUUUCAACAAGUAACGGGAAUCAAUGUGAUAGCCUUCUAUGCUCCAAUUCUCUUCCGAAUAAUUGGUCUGAAAGAGAGUUCAUCUCUGCUGUCGGCAGUAGUGACCGGAGCUGUCGGUAUGCUUACCACCAUGGUAUCAGUAUUGGUAGUCGACAAACUUGGUCGAAGGGUUAUGUUUGCUGUUGGUGGGAUUCUAAUGUUCGUGUCCCAAAUUGUAAUUGGAACGAUAAUGGCGAUUAAGCUAGGGGAUUAUGGUGAAAUAAACAGGGGAUAUGCGUUUGUACUUCUGUUCAUGAUCUGCGUUUAUGUUGGAGCUUAUGGUUUGUCUUGGGGGCCGUUAGGUUGGUUGGUGCCGAGUGAGAUAUUCCCACUAGAGAUACGAUCUGCAGGCCAGAGCGUAACUGUUGCAGUGAGCUUUCUCUUCACUUUUGUGAUUGCUCAAACUUUUUUAGCUAUGCUCUGCCAUUUCAAAGCUGGAAUAUUCUUCUUUUUUGGAGGAUGGGUGGCUGUAAUGACGUUAUUUGUGUAUGCACUUCUGCCGGAGACUAAAGGCGUGCCGCUAGAACAGAUGGACAGGGUCUGGAGGAGCCACUGGUUUUGGAGGAGAAUGGUAAUCAAAGACCAUCAAAAGGGAGCAAAUGAGGUCGAAAAUUCACUAUUGAGGCAAAGUUGGUGAUGGGAUGACCAGAUAUUCUCGGAUAUAAAACGGCCCAUGCUGCCUUUUUUAGAUUUAAAUGUCAUGCAAGUGACAAAUUAUUUUGGACGUUUUGAAAUGAAGUUGGAAAGGCUUUCUCUAGAU